AAAUCUUGUACUUGGAGAAAAGAGUAAAUAAAGUUGAACGGACUAAGCAUUUGGAACAAAUCAACGCGUAGUCUAAUUCAAGAUGGAGGUCUCGGAUGAUGCAACGAUAGUGAUAGCUCUCGACGGUUACCAGCUCUCGAUUUAAUUCACCGUCAGUGCAAUCAUUUGAUCACUGAGCAAAAAGCGCCAAUUUUUUUGUUGCAAGUUGAAGAUGUGAAGCCGUAUCAGGUCCCAAAGGUUUUUGAAUUUUGACUUGCAUUUGGUACGAUCCUUAUUCCCCCUCGAUCGCCGAACGACCAGAAAGUUGACGAUUCAGCUCGACUUCAAGAAACGUACUCUCUUGCCUGUGGAGUCAUGUCAUGACGCAGGGCGAUGUCCCGGAGUGGCUGGAGCUCGGUGAAGCUGACUGCUGACCUUCUUUGACCGUCAGAGGGUCACACAGAUUCUGCAGUCGCAACUUCCUCUUACUCAUGUUCUUUAUCUUUCCAUCCAGCUGUGCCAUCGACCAAGUCGAUCGAAGGGACUUCUAGCUGCAGAGAGGUUCUGGUGGAUGUGCUGGUGGGACACAGGAGGAAGGAGCAAGGAGCAAGGAUGCGUUAUACAGCGAUUCUGUUUUUUGGAGCGGUGAUCCUUUGCUGGUUAUACUUGGCAGUGUCCACGAAAAUUUCUGGGCACAUGGUGUUGGUUGUAGCAUCUGUGAUUCACCUGUCGGUCAUCAUGGCCAUCUAUGCAGAGGGUAGGAAUACUCUGAGGGCUUAUCAGGAUGUGGAGAGUCUCAUGGAGUAUCGACUGAAAGAGUUGGAGAAAGACAUCGACGAGAUUCGCUUCAAGCUGAAGCUUGAUGAGAUGGAUCCAACCGAAGGCUGCCGUGUGCGCGAAGAGACGAUGGAGUCACAGGGAGGGCAGGGUCCCUCCAACGUCAAAUACAUCCAGCUCACCCCUUCCUGAUUGCAAUUAUGCUAUUUUGUCUUGGGUUGUUGCACACACACAUAGGCUACGGCAAGAGCUAAAUCGCAGGCAACUCUCGUGCAUGGCGAUGACGUCUCUCUGGUUGUUUACUACAAGAUUUUGUGAAAUAGGGUUGUCGUAUUGCAAUCAGUAUCCUGCUUUCAAAAAUGGUGCGACCAUGAGAUUCAUUUUACUCAUGCAUCAAACAGUGAGCAUGAGAUCAUCGAGAAGUAUUAUCGCAAGUCUUUAGUGUUGAGCUACGUCACUUGCAACCACCGGCUAUGGAAGCUAUUGAUCGGAUUUAUAAUAAGUUAUGCUCAUUUUAUGGCUUCCUGGCAGUUAAUAUCAUCAGGCGAUCUUGUGACAGACUUAAAAUCAUGCAGGACAUAAUUCUCAAUUCGUGAUGCUCAAGUUGAGAGCUGCUCUCUCUCUCUCUCUGUUUGCAAUUGCACUUUACAAAUCAAACGACC
Marchantia polymorpha subsp. ruderalis is the source of this 1418-nucleotide messenger RNA. The record is from the annotation of a GenBank genome assembly. NCBI's taxonomy places the organism in Eukaryota, Viridiplantae, Streptophyta, Marchantiopsida, Marchantiales, Marchantiaceae.